Messenger RNA from Neoarius graeffei (lesser salmon catfish), 4211 nucleotides. It is a transcript of the gene mc4r, whose product is annotated as melanocortin 4 receptor. The transcript is spliced from 8 exons. The record is from RefSeq and is a predicted model, not a curated record. Gene Ontology annotation, cellular component: membrane. Gene Ontology annotation, molecular function: melanocyte-stimulating hormone receptor activity. Lineage: Eukaryota; Metazoa; Chordata; Actinopteri; Siluriformes; Ariidae. The coding region runs from base 2540 to 3556 and encodes 338 amino acids. Gene Ontology annotation, biological process: G protein-coupled receptor signaling pathway.
CAUGCAAACUCCGCACAGAAAGGCCCUCGCCGGCCACGGGGCUCGAACCCAGGACCUUCUUGCUGUGAGGCGACAGCGCUAACCACUACACCACCGUGCCGCCUGUUUAACUAUAUAUAUAUAUAUAUAUAUAUAUAUGCAACACCGUGUGUGUGUGUGUGCGUGCGUGCGUGCAUGCGCGCGCCUGUGUGUGAAAGCUGUGCACUGCAGUGCGCAAAAGUGCGCUGGUCCAGGAGAGCGAGAGUAUGCAUUGCUUUUUUUUUUUAAAUAGAGACCCCCAUAGGGUCAAAUUUAUAAUUCGAACCCUGCUUUGUGGCGGGUUUCAUAGUGACGACGCAGAUUAUAUUCUUUGAAAACCGGCACACUUUCUUUACAUACAAGACAAACUGCACGGUCCUUACACUGAACGAAAAAAUAAUCGGUGGUCCACUGUUCUUUAAAAACUCUGCACUCUCUGUCAGCUUUUCGCUGACCGCUCGCCAUUUUGCUGUCCUGAACACUGACAGUUCUCUGCGCGUGCGCUGCCUGUCACUGCUUGAUCGCGAGCAUAUGGCGAAAAUUCGGAAAAUAUGAAUAGUUCAUUUUAUAACUAAAUAUCAAUUUUAAUUGAUAAAAUCAACAAAAUACAAGAUGCAGACAUGUUAUUAUUUGCCAAAAAGCAAUUUAAAAAAAUAGGCCAUGACCACUUUUGGGGAUUGCCUCAUAGGGCCGGUUCAAGUGAUGGGGGGCAGAGGGGCUGGGGGCCGGUCAAAGGGGGGUGGCGGGCCGGAUCUGGCCCGCGGGCCGUAGUUUGGUGACCCCUGGUCUAGGCCGUUCACACCCAGCCCCCAGUGACCCACACCAACAGGAGGACUCAACCACACCUUAGGAUUGCUUUUCAUCCAUGAGAGGAUAAAUACCUGAUACUCCCUAUUAGUCAGACAGAACUGAAGAAGCCUUUUGGAUGAGAGGUGAAACGUCUUCAAGCAAGUCCAGUUGCUCUCUUUUACCACCCACAGUUUACUAUGACCUGGAUGACUGAGAAUCUUCACAGACAGAUCUAAAGUGAAUACUCGUACAUGUAGACACAUCCAGUAUAAGUCAUUUGUGAAUGUGUAAAAAGUGCUGCUGUGUUUUCUCCUGAUGCUGUUGAUUUGAUGCCACUUGCUGAGCUCUGAGGAACUCGGACCAGGACACUGAGCUGAACUGAGGAGUUUUCACGGACAGGACAGACGUGCACAGCUCCCUUUUUACCAGCAGAUGGUAGCAGCAGGCUGCGAUCAGGAAUCAGAACCACACCGCCUUUCCCCAGCACAUUAUGAGAUCCCGAUGCACACCUGAUCCUCUGAUGGGAAUGAUGGUGGGAAUUCUCACUCCCAGCUAUCAUCGUGCACAAAGCUAGCAGGAAGUCCACAUCCUGUUUCUGCGUGGCCGGAUUGGAGAAGAUGCAGCGGAAGAAGUUGGGCUUGUCUCCGAGAGGCUGGUAGCCGAUCAUGGCCGCGCCCUUCUCCAUCAGCUUGGCUUUGAUCUUUGGCGCGAUCUGGAAAAAAAAUGGAGUUUAGUUUCAACUUCUCAUCAUGAUGAAGGACCCGGGGACAUGUUCCUCACUCGGCUCGGCAGGUACCAGAAGCACACAUUACUGUGUUCAGGCUGAAGAGACAGAUAGGAAGACAAGUCAUUACCUUCUCUCUCAAAAUGAGACAUGUGGUAACUCAGAAGAUUCCGUCUCCCUGUUCAGACCAGCCGAUGAUGGACCGCAUUUUCUUCAGAAUGACUUCCUCCAUCAGAAUAAACACUGGAGCAACCUCAAAGUUGAUGUGAGCCAUUCUCCUGCCAGUCCAAUGAUGUCCAGUCCACUUGAGAGCUGGUUGAAGAAUCGUGGAUGACCUGGAGGUUAAGAAUAAAAAAAGGAAGGUCAGGACAGGAUCUCUGGACUAGUGUGCUGAAUGCGGUAUAGAAUCUACGAAAGAGAGGUUUAGCAUUAUGUCCUGCAGAUCAAAGAAAUGCAAAGCAACAUGUACGUGAUGAAGCCACCGCACUAUAGAACUCCGUCUCCACCACGCCAGUCAGAGAGAGACUCUGUUAUCUCAGUCUCUGAUUGGAUGCUGGAGAUAGAGGAGGAGUCAGUGAUCACAGUGCAGAACAAGGGCUAAGAGGGAAAGUGUCAAUCUGCCAUCAGAUGCUCCAGAGAUCAGGUGCCUACCUCAGAUUCCUGCAUCUUCCCCUUCUUCUUUUUCUUCCUCUUCUUUUAUUUCUUCAGUUGCUUUCUCUCAACCUCAACCCUCCUUUAAGGCUCUCUCUUUCCAUAUUCCUUCAAAUACUGCUCUCUCAUUUUGUCACGCAUGAGGAGGACAGAGUGUGUGAGAGUUAAAUAAUAGCUGCUGGAAAGCUCGCUGAUGCUCGAGGAUGACACAGGGACUUCUGUGCACAGAGAAAGAGCGUCUCUUUAGAUUCCUUUAGAACUCAGACAGAGAUGGAGGACAUGGAAAAGACUCGCAGUGUAGAAUAAAUGCUGGAGUAGAUAGAAAGCUGAGGACCGUGUUGAGGAGAUCCUGCAGAUAUGAACAUCUCUGAGCACCACGGGCUGCACCAUGCCUACCGGAACCACAGCCUGGGCGUGCAGAUUGGAAACAAAGCCACCUCAGGGGAAAGGAACUCUGCGUCAGGCUGCUACGAGCAGCUGUUGAUCUCCACUGAGGUCUUCAUCACGCUAGGGUUGGUCAGCCUUCUGGAGAACAUCCUGGUCAUCGCAGCCAUAAUCAAGAACAAGAACUUCCACUCACCCAUGUACUUCUUCAUCUGCAGCCUGGCGGUGGCUGACCUGCUGGUGAGCGUGUCGAACGCGACGGAAACGGCUGUGAUGGCACUGAUCACCAGCGGCAACCUGACCAUCUCUGGAGACAUUGUGAAAAGCAUGGACAACGUGUUUGACUCCAUGAUCUGCAGCUCACUCCUGGCCUCCAUUUGGAGUCUCCUGGCUAUCGCUGUGGACCGCUACGUGACCAUUUUCUAUGCCCUGCGCUACCACAACAUCAUGACCCAGCGUCGAGCAGCGCUCAUCAUCGUAUGCAUCUGGAGCUUCUGCUCAGCAUCCGGUGUACUCUUCAUCAUCUACUCAGAGAGCGCGACAGUCCUCAUCUGCCUCAUCAGCAUGUUCUUCACCAUGCUGGCCCUCAUGGCCUCGCUUUACGUGCACAUGUUCCUACUGGCACGGCUUCACAUGAAACGCAUCGCCGCUUUACCAGGGAACGGCCCAGUGUGGCAGGCGGCCAACAUGAAGGGCGCCGUGACGCUUACUAUCCUGCUUGGGGUGUUCGUCGUGUGCUGGGCACCAUUUUUUCUCCACCUCAUUCUCAUGAUCUCUUGCCCCAGGAACCCGUACUGUGUCUGCUUCAUGUCGCACUUCAACAUGUACCUGAUUCUGAUCAUGUGUAACUCAGUGAUCGACCCGCUCAUCUACGCCUUCAGGAGUCAGGAGAUGAGGAAGACCUUCAGGGAGAUCUGCUGCGGCUGGGCUUCGGGAUGGAGCUGCAGCUGGAGUUGCAUCAGCUUCAAUGAGAGGCUUAACAGCUAUUAACUGGACGUCCUUGUUUUUGAUCGUCGCAUCGUGAAGGCGAGGUUGAUUCACUCUUCGUUCAAGGCUGCUCAUUGGUGAAACGACUUCACCACCAACUUCGGUCUACGUUUGUUCAGUAACAUCUAACAACCUUGAAUUUGCUCUGAAGUCAUUCCUGGAUAAAAUCUUAGAUACCUGCCUUCUUGAAAAAAAAAUCAAAUCAAAUCAAUGCAAUCUUGCAGGACGACUCUAGAGUCAUUGUAACCUGUAAUUAUCCAAUUGAGCGAGGUAAUUGCGGACUUCAUAUCAAACAGCCGGCUUCUUCUCAGUCUCGAGUCUCAUUCGCUCCCUGCUGGUGGAUUUUUGCUCAUAUUAGUUCAUCUAAUCUAAUUUAGGGUUUGUAUCGUGUUGUGAAACGGCUGUGACUCUCUGUAGCUUAUCUUCUGUUAUUGAUCUAACUAACUAACUAACUGUGAUAAGUGAUUAUGAGUAGAGUUAAAUCUUUCUGCACAUCCAGCUGGAAUAUGUAUCUGAAAACAACACCAUCAGUGUAUCAGAAACAUAUAGAGAGAGUUUAAUUUAUAAAUGUCAAACACAGCAGAUACACACUGAGCUCUUUGCAUUAAGGCCAGAUUUUUAUUGUGAUAUCAUGUAUCGUGAGAUAUAAUAAGUAAUA